UUGCAACUGAUAUUUAGCUAUUUGUUUCCAAUCUAGUUCACAAUGGGACGUGUGAUCAGGGGACAGAGAAAAGGUGCGGGUUCAGUUUUCAGAGCCCAUGUGAAGCACAGAAAGGGCCCCGCUAAGCUUAGGGCUGUCGACUUUGCUGAAAGGCAUGGCUACAUCAAGGGUAUUGUAAAAGAUAUUAUUCAUGACCCAGGUCGCGGUGCUCCUCUUGCCAAGGUGGCUUUCCGUGAUCCUUACAGGUUCAAAAAAAGGACUGAAUUGUUCAUCGCAGCUGAAGGCAUUCAUACUGGCCAGUUUGUGUACUGUGGCAAGAAGGCCCAGCUAAACAUUGGAAAUGUCCUUCCUGUUGGAACCAUGCCAGAAGGCACAAUUGUGUGCUGUGUUGAAGAAAAGCCAGGUGAUCGUGGAAAACUUGCUCGGGCAUCUGGUAACUAUGCCACAGUUAUCUCACACAACCCAGAAACAAAGAAAACUAGAGUGAAAUUGCCUUCUGGAUCCAAAAAGGUCAUUGCCUCUGCAAACAGAGCAAUUGUUGGGGUUGUUGCUGGUGGUGGUCGUAUUGACAAACCCAUUCUGAAGGCAGGUCGUGCCUACCAUAAAUACAAGGCAAAGAGAAACUGCUGGCCACGUGUCCGUGGUGUGGCUAUGAACCCUGUUGAACAUCCCUUCGGUGGUGGUAACCAUCAACACAUCGGUAAACCUUCAACAAUCAGGAGGGACGCUCCAGCUGGUCGUAAAGUUGGUCUUAUUGCUGCCCGUCGUACUGGUCGUCUACGUGGUACAAAGACUGUACAGGAGAAGGAGAACUAAUUUUUCAGAAUCCAACUUGCAAAAUAAACUAUACAAAAAUUA
Messenger RNA from Bombina bombina (fire-bellied toad), 858 nucleotides. It is a transcript of the gene RPL8, whose product is annotated as ribosomal protein L8. Gene Ontology annotation, molecular function: structural constituent of ribosome; RNA binding. Bases 43 to 816 code for a protein of 257 amino acids. The transcript has 5 exons. Gene Ontology annotation, cellular component: cytosolic large ribosomal subunit; ribosome. The record is from RefSeq and is a predicted model, not a curated record. Lineage: Eukaryota; Metazoa; Chordata; Amphibia; Anura; Bombinatoridae. Gene Ontology annotation, biological process: cytoplasmic translation.